GGUGGGGCCCGGAGGAGUGCCGCCUCUCUUUCCCGGAGCCCGGGAGCAGAGGGAGGAAAACUUCCUGGCCUGGGCUACCAGCGGCUCUGUUCGCCAACCCUCCGAUCCCGCCCACCAGUGCCCGGCGCUUCCUCACCCCUCCCCCGGCUCUCUUAGUGUCCGCCAUGGCCAAAGCCUACGACCACCUCUUCAAGUUGCUGCUGAUCGGGGACUCGGGGGUGGGCAAGACUUGUCUGAUCAUUCGCUUUGCAGAGGACAACUUCAACAACACUUACAUCUCCACCAUCGGAAUUGAUUUCAAGAUCCGCACUGUGGAUAUAGAGGGGAAGAAGAUCAAACUGCAAGUCUGGGACACAGCUGGCCAAGAGCGAUUCAAGACGAUAACUACUGCCUAUUACCGUGGAGCCAUGGGCAUUAUUCUAGUAUACGACAUCACAGACGAGAAAUCCUUUGAGAAUAUUCAGAACUGGAUGAAGAGCAUCAAAGAGAAUGCCUCAGCUGGGGUGGAGCGCCUCCUGCUGGGGAACAAGUGUGACAUGGAGGCUAAGAGGAAGGUACAGAAGGAGCAGGCUGAUAAGUUGGCUCGGGAACACGGAAUCCGAUUUUUCGAGACUAGUGCCAAAUCCAGUAUGAAUGUGGAUGAGGCUUUCAGUUCCCUGGCCCGGGACAUCUUGCUCAAGUCAGGAGGUCGGAGAUUGGGAAACAGCAGCAAGCCCUCCAGCACCGAUCUGAAAACUUGUGAAAAAAAGCACACCAACAAGUGCUCCCUGGGCUGAGGAUCCCUUUCUGCCUCCCCUCCCGGCCUGGAGGCUGAACCUGAGGGAGGCAGGGCUCAGGGGCUGCAUGGGGAGAAACAGUAGGUGGGGCAUGGCGAGGUAAAGAUGAGUAGAUGGUGAAAGAGUGGGGAGAAAAUGGAGAAGAAAAAAAAGGAAAGUGAGAGAAGGAGUGAGUAAAGAAAGAAAGGAGGUAGAAUAGAGAGAAAAGAAGCAAGAAGGGAAAGAAUUGAGGAAGUGAAAAAGGGUGAGAAAGACAUAGGAAGAGAGGGAGAAGAAAAGGAAGGUUAGAUGGCCCUAGGCCUCAGCCCUUCCUUGGGAUUUUAGGGAAAACAUAAAUGUAAAUAAAUAAUUGAUUUAUUUUGUUAUUGGGUCAGGUUUUCAGGUCUUAUGAGAGGCUGGCUCAACACCACCCUUGAAAGUUUGGUCCUAUCCUGUCACUCUGCAUGGUUUUUCUCAGUAUUAAAGCCCACCAUUUGCACAAA
Molecule: messenger RNA, 1258 nt
Organism: Phyllostomus discolor (pale spear-nosed bat)
Lineage: Eukaryota; Metazoa; Chordata; Mammalia; Chiroptera; Phyllostomidae
Gene: RAB13
Product: RAB13, member RAS oncogene family
Exons: 8
Coding region: 165-776 (203 amino acids)
Biological process (GO): protein secretion; regulation of exocytosis; protein localization to plasma membrane
Cellular component (GO): synaptic vesicle; endosome; plasma membrane
Molecular function (GO): GTPase activity; GTP binding
Source: RefSeq, a predicted model, not a curated record